AUGUUUCCACCAAAUCGCAUCAAAGAAGCAUCUGAUAAUGACAUACUCAUGGCCACUAUCAUAGCAACAGUAACGUUUGCGGCAGCUUUCCAAAUGCCUGGUGGGUAUGAAAGCGAAGAUCCUUAUAAAGGCUUGCCAGUUUACAGGAACAAAAAGCUUUUCAAUUCAUUCAUAAUCUGUGAUUCCUUGGCUUUUGGUUUGUCAUCUGCGUCCAUUUUUAUCCACUUCAUGGCUUCAAUGGGGAAAGAUACUCCUGGUGCAACCCACAUUCUGCAAUAUGUCAUUGUUUCCACUUACUAUUCCAUUUUAGCAAUAGUGGGGGCUUUCAUUUCAGCUUUAUGUCUUGUUUCCACCAACUCUAAGGGAUUCAAAGUUGCCGCUUACGUUUGUGGUGCUAGCUUCUUUGCUGGCUUUCCCUUUGGCAUCUUUGAAAAGUGUCUUAAUAUAGCUAUCCACAAAUUAAAAUACAUGGAGAGAAAUGCUUAUGAGCAACAAUAA
Messenger RNA from Ziziphus jujuba (common jujube), 498 nucleotides. Its product is annotated as protein ACCELERATED CELL DEATH 6-like. Lineage: Eukaryota; Viridiplantae; Streptophyta; Magnoliopsida; Rosales; Rhamnaceae. The coding region runs from base 1 to 498 and encodes 165 amino acids. The transcript has a single exon. The record is from RefSeq and is a predicted model, not a curated record.